Molecule: messenger RNA, 936 nt
Organism: Cavia porcellus (domestic guinea pig)
Lineage: Eukaryota; Metazoa; Chordata; Mammalia; Rodentia; Caviidae
Product: olfactory receptor 5J3-like
Exons: 1
Biological process (GO): G protein-coupled receptor signaling pathway; sensory perception of smell
Cellular component (GO): membrane
Molecular function (GO): G protein-coupled receptor activity; olfactory receptor activity; odorant binding
Source: RefSeq, a predicted model, not a curated record
AUGGCUAACAAUUUUACUACUGUUACUGAGUUCAUUCUUUGGGGGCUGACAGAUGAUGCAGAACUGAAAGUCAUGCUGUUUGUGUUGUUCCUGGUGAUUUAUGUCACGACCUUAGUGGGAAAUGUGGGCAUGAUUCUCCUAAUCCACAUCACCCCAAAACUCCACACACCCAUGUACUUCUUCCUGAGCUGCCUCUCAUUUUUAGAUGCCUGCUAUUCAUCUAUCAUUGUGCCAAAAUUGCUCAUCAGCUUCUUGAAAGUGAGGGAAACUAUCUCGUUCUCUGGCUGCAUUGCACAGCAUCUGUUUUUUGGGGUGUUCAUUACCACAGAAGGCUUUCUUCUUUCGGUGAUGGCUUAUGACCGGUACAUUGCCAUUGCCAGCCCUCUCCUGUACAACAUGAUCAUGUCUAAGAGGAAGUGUGCAGCGCUUGUGACUGGAUCCUACAUUGGUGAACUAACAAACUCACUGACACACACGGUCAGCUUGGGGAGACUGUCCUUCUGUGGGCCCAACGUCCUGGGCCCCUUCUUCUGUGAUAUUCCUCCACUGCUGAAACUGUCAUGUUCUGAUAUCUCGAUGGAUGAGUUCUUUCUUUGAUUUUUAACUGGAGUCACUGCAAUUGCCACUUUCCAGGUUGUGAUCAUUUCACAUGUAUUCAUUGCCUUUGCCAUCCUGGGAAUCCACUCAGCCUCAAGCAGGCGGAAAGCCUUCCCCACCUGUGCCUCUCACUUGAAUGCCGUGACCCUAUUCUAUGGCACCUUAAGCUUUAGUUAUAUUCAGCCCAGCUCCCAGUAUUCUGUGGAACAGGGAAAGGUGGUUUCUGUGUUCUACACAUCAGUGAUUCCCAUGUUAAACCCACUGAUUUACAGCCUCAGGAACAAAGAGGUAAAAGAUGCUAUGAAAUGGGCCAUAGACACAAAACAUUUCUCACAUUAA